Molossus molossus (Pallas's mastiff bat) is the source of this 1441-nucleotide messenger RNA. RefSeq names its product zinc finger protein 771-like. Gene Ontology annotation, molecular function: DNA-binding transcription factor activity, RNA polymerase II-specific; RNA polymerase II cis-regulatory region sequence-specific DNA binding. The record is from RefSeq and is a predicted model, not a curated record. The transcript is spliced from 3 exons. Bases 106 to 1191 code for a protein of 361 amino acids. Gene Ontology annotation, cellular component: nucleus. NCBI's taxonomy places the organism in Eukaryota, Metazoa, Chordata, Mammalia, Chiroptera, Molossidae. Gene Ontology annotation, biological process: regulation of transcription by RNA polymerase II.
UCCGGGCCGCGGACGCAGGCGCCGGGAAGUGACUCAGCGCGGGGAGGGUGGCGACUCGCUGGGAGUGGAGAUUCGAACUGUUCAGGGUCUUGAAUGCCAGGAUGAAUGCCGGGAAGGAGCGUUUUCGGAGCAGGUCCCGGGGAAGUGCUGGACACCAAGAUGCCUGGCGAACAGCAGGCAGAGGAAGAGGAGGAGGAAGAGAUGCAAGAGGAGAUGGUGCUGCUGGUGAAGGGUGAGGAGGAUGAGGGUGAGAAGUAUGAAGUGGUGAAGCUCAAGAUCCCCAUGGACAAGGAGGUCCUGAGCAAGGCGCCAGCGCCGUCUGCCGACCCGGCGCGCCCACACGCGUGCCCGGACUGCGGCCGAGCUUUUGCGCGCCGCUCCACGCUAGCCAAGCAUUCGCGCACGCACACGGGUGAAAGGCCCUUCGAAUGCACCGAGUGUGGCAGGGGCUUCUCGCAGAAGUCGGCGCUGACCAAACAUGGUCGCACGCACACCGGCGAGCGGCCCUUCAUAUGCACCGAGUGCGGCCAGCGAUUCUCUCAAAAGUCGGCGCUGACCAAACACGGCCGCACGCACACCGGCGAGCGGCCCUACGAGUGUCCCGAGUGCGACAAGCGCUUCUCUGCCGCCUCCAACCUGCAGCAGCACCGGCGGCGGCACACUGGCGAGAAGCCCUACGGGUGCACGCAGUGCGGCCGCCGCUUCGCGCAGAGCUCCAACUACGCGCAGCACCUGCGCGUGCACACCGGCGAGAAGCCCUACGCCUGCCCGGACUGCGGACGCGCCUUCGGCGGCAGUUCGUGCCUGGCCCGCCACCGACGCACGCACACCGGCGAGCGGCCCUACGAAUGUGCCGACUGUGGCACACGCUUCGCGCAGAGCUCGGCGUUGGCCAAGCACCGGCGCGUGCACACGGGUGAGAAGCCGCACCGCUGUGCCGUGUGCGGCCGCCGGUUCGGCCACCGCUCCAACCUGGCGGAGCAUGCGCGCACGCACACAGGCGAGCGGCCCUACCCGUGCGGCGAGUGCGGCCAGCGCUUCCGCCUCAGCUCGCACUUCAUCCGCCACCGUCGCGCACACUUGCGGCACCGCCUGUACAUCUGCGCUGUCUGCGGCCGAGACUUCAAGCUGCCUGCUGGUGCUACAGCCACCACUGCGACGGAGCGCUGUCCAGAGUGCGAGGGUAGCUGAGCAACGUGCUUGUCGCCGUGGAGUGCUAGUGUCCGGCUGAGGAGGGUCGGUUAGGGCCCCAACACCCAGUGGCUGAAUUAACCAGGACGAUGAGUCCCCGCCACCCUGGUCCGGGAAAGGGAGGGAUGACAGAACUGGCUGCCUGGAACCUGGGUGACAUGGCGAAUCCCCUACCGGGAUUUCUGAAAACCUUGGCCACUUGUCCCUACUACAAGUCCUCAGCCCAUGUUAGUAAAUAAAGUGUUAUAUA